CGCACAUUGCCACCUUGCUUCCUCGCUUUGAAAAUCGGGGUAGUAGCCGGGGGUUAGAAGAGACAGCCUGAACAUCAAAAGAGCGCAAAUAUGCAAGUAGCUCGAAUACUAUUUGCGGUAUUUUUAGCAGGAUUCACUGUCGAUGCAGCCAUUUACUUUAAAGAACAAUUUCUUGACGGGGAUGCAUGGAAGAGUCGCUGGGUGGAAUCAAAACACAAGUCUGACUAUGGACAGUGGAAACUAAGUGCUGGGAAGUUCUAUGGGGAUGCUGAGAAAGACAAAGGUCUCCAAACCAGUCAGGAUGCCCGGUUCUAUGCUGUCUCCUCCCGCUUUGAGCCUUUCAGUAAUGAAGGCAAACCGCUUGUGAUCCAGUUCACUGUGAAACAUGAGCAGAAGAUUGACUGCGGUGGUGGAUAUGUAAAGGUCUUCCCUGCCGACUUGGAUCAGGCCAAUAUGCAUGGAGACUCACAGUACUACAUCAUGUUUGGGCCUGAUAUCUGUGGCUACAGCACAAAGAAGGUUCAUGUCAUCUUCAACUACAAAGGCAAAAACCAUCUCAUCAAGAAAGAAAUCAAGUGCAAGGAUGAUGAGAUGACGCACCUUUACACUCUCAUCCUGAGGCCUGAUCAGACCUAUGAGGUAAAAAUCAAUAAUGAGAAGGUAGAGUCUGGCACCCUGGAGGAAGACUGGGACUUCCUUCCUCCAAAACGGAUCAAAGACCCAGAGGCAAAAAAGCCAGAGGACUGGGAGGACCGUGCCAAAAUUGAUGACCCUGAGGACACAAAACCUGAGGACUGGGACAAGCCUGAGAACAUUCCGGAUCCUGAUGCCAAGAAGCCUGACGAUUGGGAUGAGGAAAUGGAUGGUGAAUGGGAGCCACCCAUGAUCCCCAAUCCAGAGUACAAGGGAGAGUGGAAACCCAAACAGAUCGACAACCCUAACUACAAAGGCGCUUGGGUCCAUCCUGAAAUUGAUAACCCCGAGUACACACCUGAUGACUCCAUUUACAAGUUUGACAACAUUGGAGUGAUAGGACUGGAUCUGUGGCAAGUGAAGACUGGCACCAUCUUUGACAACUUCCUUAUUACUGAUGAUGAAAAGGCAGCAGAAGAGUUUGGAUCAGAGACCUGGGGAGCUACUAAGGAACCGGAGAAGAAAAUGAAGGAGAAACAGGAGGAGGAGGAGAGGAAACAGAGAGAGGAGGAGAAGAGUAAGAAGGAUGAAGAUGCAGAGGAUGAGGAGGAUGAAGGGGAUGAUGAGGAAGAUGAUGAAGAAGAGGAGGACGAUACAACAGAUGAAGCCAGCCCAACAGAAGACGAAGAAGAAGACAUUCCACCAAAAGAUGUAAAAGAUGAACUAUAAAAUAGCCCAGACAGAUGGUGCUUCUACCCCAUUCUCUCUAGCCCAGGGGAACAACUGCUGUGCAUCUUGAGUAUUGCCAUUUGGACUUGGCCUCUUCCUGUGGCAGGUUUUUUUCUUUUGUGUGGGUGGGGGUAUAGUGA
Messenger RNA from Megalops cyprinoides (Indo-Pacific tarpon), 1502 nucleotides. It is a transcript of the gene calr3a, whose product is annotated as calreticulin 3a. Gene Ontology annotation, biological process: protein folding. Lineage: Eukaryota; Metazoa; Chordata; Actinopteri; Elopiformes; Megalopidae. Gene Ontology annotation, cellular component: endoplasmic reticulum membrane; endoplasmic reticulum. The transcript has 9 exons. The record is from RefSeq and is a predicted model, not a curated record. Gene Ontology annotation, molecular function: calcium ion binding. Bases 91 to 1362 code for a protein of 423 amino acids.